AUGGCACUCAAAAGAAUCCAGAAGGAACUCCAAGAUUUGGGACGUGAUCCACCGGCACAAUGUUCUGCAGGCCCUGUAGGCGAUGAUUUGUUCCAUUGGCAAGCUACGAUUAUGGGUCCUCCUGAGUCACCAUACCAAGGAGGAGUGUUUUUCCUCACCAUUCACUUCCCUACAGAUUAUCCAUUCAAACCACCAAAGGUAUGGUUUAAUAGUUAA
Messenger RNA from Cylicostephanus goldi, 216 nucleotides. NCBI's taxonomy places the organism in Eukaryota, Metazoa, Nematoda, Chromadorea, Rhabditida, Strongylidae. The record is from the annotation of a GenBank genome assembly.